This is a messenger RNA of Ostertagia ostertagi, 930 nucleotides long. NCBI's taxonomy places the organism in Eukaryota, Metazoa, Nematoda, Chromadorea, Rhabditida, Trichostrongylidae. The record is from the annotation of a GenBank genome assembly.
AUGAAGGUACAGACGGCGACUUUUGUCGCUUCUUCUGUUUCGGCAGUCACCUUGCUGGCAUGUCUUAUAGCAAUGUUCUCCAUUUAUUCUGAUGUCACCAGCCUUUGGAUUGAGCUCGAGGAGGAACUCGGCAGCUUCAGGCUCACAACGGAUGACCUUUGGAAAGACAUUAUGAGCAUUGGAACGAAGAGGCGAGUCCGUCGUCAGUACGAACACUCAGAGAAACCAAGCCAACACUACAGCGACGGUUCUCCUUCAGUCCCUCCUGGAAGCCCUCCAUCUACACCACCAGUGUUCGCUAACACCCCAGGAGUCAACGGAAUCGGACCCGAUUGUAAAUGCAACGCUAACAACAAAUGUCCUCCAGGACCGCCAGGACCGAAAGGAUUACCCGGACCUCGUGGUCCUGACGGAUACCCCGGACAAGAUGGCAAGCCAGGAGUUGACUCUGAUGAUGUCGCACCACAGCGCGACACAAAAGGCUGCUUCUACUGCCCCGUCGGACCUCCAGGUCCACCCGGAGCGCUUGGACGCCCAGGACCGCGAGGACUUGCGGGACCAAAGGGUCACGAUGGAAAUCCGGGACGCGAUGGAAUGCCGGGUAAUCCAGGAGAACAAGGACCAGCUGGACCAAUUGGAAAGAUCGGUGAGCCAGGACCACCAGGAGAAAAAGGACGUGAUGCAGAACAUCCAAUUGGCCGUCCUGGAGCUAAGGGUCCACGCGGAGAUCCGGGUCUUCCUGGUCCACCUGGUCUCAACGGACUCAAUGGACCUCCCGGCGAGCCCGGACCGGUGGGACCGCCUGGACCAAUGGGAAGCAUGGGACCGAUUGGUCCUGAUGGAGAACCUGGUGAGGAUGGUCCAGAUGGACGUCCAGGAAAAGACGCUGAGUAUUGUCCUUGCCCAGAUCGCGCCUCUGAUUCCGCAGUA